AUGCGCAUGCUCUCCGAAGAAGAAGCCAACGAAAUCGAGGUCACCUGGGAGGACCAGCAGUCGAUCAACGCAUUCUCGCGGCUCAACUCGACCUUCUCGGACGUCGCGGAAGACCUGCGUGUGCGCAAAGAAGAGCGGGAAGCUUUGGACGAUCUGUCAAUGGAGCUCGAGUUGGCGGACGAGGAUGAGGCAGUGCUGUACAAGAUUGCCGACACGUUCGUCUCGCUCCCUCACGCGGAGGCCAUGGAGAGAUUGGAGAAGGAACAGCAGCAGGCAGAUGAAGAGAUCGAAGGGCUGCAGGGCAGGCUCGAUGGCUUCGAGGACGAAAUGAAGAGCCUCAAGGUUAAGCUCUACGCCAAGUUCGGCGACAACAUCAACCUCGAACGAGAUUAA
Messenger RNA from Kalmanozyma brasiliensis GHG001, 393 nucleotides. Its product is annotated as Prefoldin beta-like protein. The coding region runs from base 1 to 393 and encodes 130 amino acids. NCBI's taxonomy places the organism in Eukaryota, Fungi, Basidiomycota, Ustilaginomycetes, Ustilaginales. Gene Ontology annotation, biological process: protein folding. The transcript is spliced from 3 exons. Gene Ontology annotation, cellular component: cytoplasm; prefoldin complex. The record is from RefSeq and is a predicted model, not a curated record.